Molossus molossus (Pallas's mastiff bat) is the source of this 6311-nucleotide messenger RNA. RefSeq names its product trafficking kinesin protein 2 (gene TRAK2). The transcript has 16 exons. The record is from RefSeq and is a predicted model, not a curated record. Gene Ontology annotation, molecular function: GABA receptor binding. Lineage: Eukaryota; Metazoa; Chordata; Mammalia; Chiroptera; Molossidae. Gene Ontology annotation, biological process: anterograde axonal transport of mitochondrion; neurogenesis. The coding region runs from base 363 to 3098 and encodes 911 amino acids. Gene Ontology annotation, cellular component: dendrite.
GGUGUUGCUGCAAAACUGAAGUCGCCGAGUAAUGAUGUUGUGAAGUCGCCCGCCCGUCCCUGCCACGCCCGGCGGUUACCCGCAGCGGCGGCGGCGGCAGCUUGGCUGCUGCUGGGAGGCUGCCGCUGCUUUGGAAACUUCUUGAGGGAACGCGGGCGGAGGACGGAGGACUUCGGGCCACUCUUGUCAUGACUGUCUGAGGUAUGAUAAUUACCUGAGAGCACUCACUGCUGCAGAUGCCAUUUGUCCAUCAGGAAAUACCCAUACAACCAGAUCCAUUUUUUUAUUGAAUGGCUUGAUGGAUUUCCUUCACUCUAAUUCAUACCAAAGCUGUCCUCAACCAAAGCAAGAAAGGAUCCUGCAUGAAUCAAUCCCAGAAUGCCAUUUUUACAUCACCAAUGGGUGAAGAAAACCUCAUGAAUAGCAAUCACAGAGACUCAGAGAGCAUCACUGAUGUCUGCUCCAGUGCGGAUCUCCCUGAAGUUGAGCUGGUGAGUCUGCUAGAAGAACAGCUGCCCCAGUAUAAACUGAAAGUGGACUCUCUCUUUCUAUAUGAAAAUCAAGGCUGGACUCAGUCCGCACACCAGCAGCAUCAUGCAUCUGGUGCCCUCUCUCCAGUUCUUGCUGAAGAGACUUUUCGUUAUAUGAUUCUAGGCACAGACAGGGUGGAACAGAAGACCAAAACUUACAAUGACAUCGACAUGGUUACACAUCUCCUAGCAGAGAGGGAUCGUGAUCUGGAGCUAGCUGCUCGAAUUGGACAAGCUCUCUUAAAGCGGAACCAUGUCUUGUCUGAGCAGAAUGAAGCUCUGGAGGAGCAGUUGGGACAGGCUUUUGAUCAAGUUAACCAACUGCAGCAUGAGCUUUCCAAGAAAGAUGAGUUACUUCGAAUUGUCUCCAUUGCUUCUGAAGAGAGUGAAACUGAUUCCAGCUGUUCUACACCUCUUCGGUUCAAUGAGUCCUUUAGUUUAUCUCAGGGCUUGCUACAGUUGGACAUGCUGCAAGAAAAGCUUAAGGAACUGGAAGAAGAGAAUAUGGCUCUUCGAUCCAAGGCUUGUCACAUAAAGACAGCAACUAUUACUUAUGAAGAGAAGGAACAACAGCUUGUCAGUGAUUGUGUUAAAGAACUUCGUGAAACAAAUGCUCAGAUGUCCAAAAUGACUGAAGAGUUGUCUGGGAAGAGUGAUGAACUGAUUCGAUAUCAAGAAGAGAUCUCCUCUCUCUUGUCUCAAAUUGUAGAACUUCAGCACAAACUUAAAGAACAUGUGAUUGAGAAGGAAGAACUGAGACUUCACCUACAAGCUUCCAAAGAUGCCCAAAGACAACUGACAUUGGAGCUACAUGAGUUACAAGACAGGAAUAUGGAGUGUCUAGGAAUGUUACAUGAAUCCCAAGAAGAAAUAAAGGAACUUCGUAGUAGAUCUGGCCCUGCUGCUCAUCUCUACUACUCCCAAUCAUAUGGAGCUUUUUCUGGGGAAUCUCUGGCUUCUGAGAUUGAGGGGACCAUGCGUAAAAAGUUGAGUUUGGAUGAGGAGUCUUCUCUUUUUAAACAAAAGGCCCAACUGAAACGGAUAUUUGAUACUGUCAAGAUUGCCAAUGACACACGGGGCUGCCCUGUCCCAGUCCCAGCUCUGCUGUCCAUUCCGGGCUCCAGCCACUCAAGUGUCAUCAUGACAGCAAAACCUUUUGAGUCUGGUUUACCACAAACAGAGGACAAAACACUCCUCAGCCAGGGGAGCAACUCGGAGGAGGUUCCAGGGAACGUUCAGAAAAUGAGCCAACCAGAACCCUCUGGAGAUGGUGAUUUGGCUACAGCACUGCAUCGCCUUAGUCUGCGGCGACAGAACUACUUAAGUGAGAAGCAGUUCUUUGCUGAAGAAUGGGAGCGGAAGAUCCAGGUUCUGGCUGAACAAAAAGAAGGGAUUAGUGGCUCUGACAGCCUUGCCUCUCUCUGCACUGACCAGUCAGAGACAACAGACUGCAGCAGUGCCAGUUGCCUUCGGUGUUUUAUGCCUGAAAAAUUACAAAUUGUCAAGCCCCUUGAAGGAUCACAAACUCUGCACCACUGGCAGCAGCUUGCUCAACCAAAUUUAGGAACCAUUCUUGACCCACGACCAGGUGUCAUUACUAAAGGCUUUACCCAGUUGCCCAAGGAUGCCAUCUAUCACCUCUCAGAUUUAGAAGAGGAUGAAGAGGAAGGUAUCACUUUUCAGGUUCAGCAACCUCUUCAAGUGGAACAGAAACCUACAGAUCCCAAGCUAGUAACAGGAAUCUUUCUACCACCCAUUACAUCAUCAGGUGGACCAGUUACAGUUGCAACCUCAAACCCAGGAAAAUGUUUGUCAUGCACAAACUCGACAUUCACCUUCACCACCUGUAGGAUAUUACAUCCCUCUGAUAUCACUCAGGUUACCCCCAGCUCUGGAUUCCCUUCAUUGUCCUGUGGAAGUAGCAGUAGCAGUUCAUCAAACACGGCAGUGAAUUCUCCUGCUAUGUCCUAUAGACUCAGCAUUGGUGAAUCAGUCACCAACCGACGAGAUUCCACUGUCACCUUCAGUAGCACCAUGAGCUUGGCUAAACUGCUACAAGAGCGAGGCAUUUCUGCCAAAGUAUACCACAGCCAAGUUUCAGAGAACCCCCUCCUUCAGCCUCUCCCUAAAUCCCUGGCUAUCCCUUCCACGCCCCCAAAUUCACCAUCUCACUCACCUUGCCCUUCUCCUUUGCCCUUUGAGUCUCGAGUACACCUCUCUGAAAAUUUUUUGGCCUCCCGACCGGCUGAAACAUUCCUCCAAGAGAUGUAUGGCUUGAGACCUUCCCGGAACCCUCCUGAUGUUGGCCAGUUGAAGAUGAACUUAGUGGACAGGCUGAAGAGACUGGGGAUAGCCAGAGUGAUCAAGACCCCUGAUGCCCAAGAAGAUGGAAGAGGCCAAGAGGCAGAAAUUGGUCUUCGAAGACCAGACUCUACUGUUUAUUUAAAUUCAGGUAGCAAUUUAUUAAGUGGGUUGAGGAGGAAUCAGAGUCUUCCCAUUAUGAUGGGUAGUUUUGGCACCUCAGUUUGCACAUCCUCACCUAAAAUGGAUAUCCUGAAGGAGGACUGAGGUUCAGCAGUGAACUGAACUUGUACACAAAUUAGCACAUGAAGGAUAGAUUUGCACUGAUACAUGUGGUCUGGUCUAACUGAGAAAAGAAAUGUUGCAGAGGGGUUGUGAAUGUGGGAAGAGGAAAACGAAAGUUUAGGAACAGUUGGGAUGAGACCCUAAUGAAUGAGGUCUCAUAAAUUGAAAGUAUAAAUGAAUGGGUCAUGAGUGGAGAUGGAAAAGGGACAAAGGUUUAAUAUACUCCUUAAGUUGGGUUUUCUUGUGUCAAAAAUAAAGUGACCAGAAAAGAAAUUUUGUAAUACUGAAAUAUACCAGGAAUACUUACUUUGCUAGCCCAUUUACUUCUGGUAAGCAUAAGCAGAGACCACUCAGGUCAGGAGGAGGUGGGAAGAGAAAAGUAGCAGCUUUGACUGUUGCCUCGAGAAAGUUGUUCUGGAAGGCUGCUGGGUUGAAUAAGCUCAGUCUGUUACUGAGACAACAGUGAGGUGGCUUUUAUGUUUUCCCCUGUUGAUGUCUGGUUAAAUUGCACUCCCACCAAACGGCAAGCUCACAGCAUUGGCAAGCAAGGAAUUUUACCCUUUUAAUAGAGUUGCUCUCUAUUUCAGUCUCUGGGAGCCCAAACACCACCCAAAUUCCUUUUGUAUUUGUGAUUAUUUUAUUAUCUUUUUUAAAAUUUGUAUUUUUAUACAACAUCCAAAAAAACACAACAUUGGGUGCGGUAUUUUAAGAAGGAAAUAAGGGUUAAUUGGAACUUUUUUGCAGGAUAUUUCUUCUGGUAAGUGUAGUGGCCAAGGAAUAUCAACAUAAUUGGAUUUCCUUGGAGGCUGGAUGGGGUUAAAUCAGAAGUACAAUCAGGAAUUAGAGAAUGUUGAAUAUGUAUGUCUAUACAUUUUAACAAGGAAAGUUGGUUGCAACUAAACUUUUCCAAAGUGCUAUGCAUAUUUUUAAUGAAAGAGGACCUGUAUUUGCACAAAAAUUCUCAGGCACAUUAAAUUAUUUAUUAUAAGCUGAAGUAAAACCCAGGUGCUUGCUUUGAGACUGGUUUUUUAAUGUAAAAUAAAGUUAAAACACAUCUGCCUUUUUCUAGAUAUCUGUGAAAUUAUAGAAAAAACUUUUUAAUCGGGGAGUCAGAGCUUUUGCUUUUUCUCUGUAUUUUUGUUUUGUGUUUUACAAAAUAUGUGAAAUAGCACAAUGAAACUUGGGAAAUUUGUUUUCAGCAUUCAGCAUUGUGACAAAUUGGCUUUGAAUUGGGAAGAAACAGAUCUGCUUUCUGGGUGUUGCUGAUCAAGGUCUGCUCAUCAGAGGGCAUGGCUUUCUUUAAACGGCAGUGCAGAAAGAAGUACCUGUGAGAGGCAGGGUGGAGAGAAAAUGAGGAAUGAGGCUAAUUAAUUUAAUUUUGAAAAUGGAGGCUCUAACUUACUUUUUGGUGCUUAAUUGACACAUGUUUUGCUCCUUUGUUUGGACUUAACUGAAAGGAAUUUUCUGAAUUAUUGGUAAGAGUCUUGCUCCUAUGGUUCCCACUGGUCAGAGGUGGGUCCUUUCUCUCUUCUCUUGAGGUGCCUUUCCUACAUGAAUAACUAUGUGCUCAAAGGGAUAGAAAAACCAACAUCAUGCAGUGGUAAGAAUGUGUGAGUUCUCCAUGCUUUUUAGAAUCUUUCAAUAAAACUUUUCUAGGUAAAUUUCUUAAAAACAGAAAGUGAAAGUAUCAUCCCCUUUUCUCUCCCCUUCUCUCAGUCAUGCUGAGGUCAGCAGACGGUACACAUACAUAUUUGAAAAGGAUUUCAUCAGGUCAGUCGGUGAAUGUCAGUGUCCCUGAAUGUGGUAGGCAUUGGCCAGAAGAAUUCCUGAUGUUAUGUUUCUAAAAUAUCCCACUUAGCUUUUUUAAAAACAGUGUUUGAGUUUCUACUUCAUAAAGUAACUCUGGGGUACUUAUUUCUGCUGAAUCUUAAAGCUUUUUAUUUAUUCUCUAAGUAAUCUUCCUGUUGCCAGUUCCUAAGAGACAUCAGGAAGUAAGAAAAUGUAGGGCCCAGAGUAGUACAAAAUGUUAAAUUAUGAGAGUUAUGUCUAUUAUAUAAAUAUCUAUAAAUUAAAUACUAUAAAUUAAGAUUUUGGAGUGUUCUGUAUCAUCAGUAUACUUUUCUAUAACCAAUGUUAAAGUGAUCACUUUGGAAGCAGGGCAAGGGUGUAUUCACAGCCAAAUAAAGCACACGUGAUUAAAGAGAACCAGGCUUAAGUUUUUUGAAAAUUAGAUUGAUGUUGAUAUUCCACCAGAAUCAUGAUAAUUAUAUACUUGUGCAUGCCUGUCCCUAGAAAUAAAUUCUGUCUUGAGUUGGGUUUUACUGUUUUCUGAAGUUUCUGCGUAAAAUUGUUUUCGGUACAGCCUGAGAAUCUCUAUAUUAUAACAAACUGCGCAAAUUAUAGUAAGAAGAACUGAGCCAUGGUAGCCAGUUCCUCCUCAGUUAUCUUAUGCUUUAACAUUUCAGUUUUUCUAUAUUAACUGUAUGUACUUUUAUGCCAGUAUAGGAAGCUCCAGUCUUUAUUUUCCUCCUUCAAGAAGGUUCUCAGUGAUUAUACCUCAGGUAUUUCUGAGUAUCCUAUUAUAUAGUAGGAAGGAUAGCUUCCUAAGCUCAGAAUUAAAGGUUCUCCUGAAUUAAGAUGAUCCCAAAUCUUCUGUAAAUAACCUUAGGCAUGCAUCUUAGGAAAAAGUUAGUGAACAUUGUUAAACUAGUUUUUUAAAAAGUUUUAUACUAUAUAUCCUUGAUUUGACACAAAUAAACAGACUUUGGCAAAGGGAGGAAAUAAGAGUUAGCUCACAACAAGAGACUCUUCUCUGUAAAGGGUAUAUUAUAUACAGUAUUCAAAGCCUGUUUUCAUUCUUGUUUUCUGACCACUCUAAUACAUAAUUAGUAGAACUUGUUGGUUACUAACAUUGACUUUUGACACCUGAACUACAGCUCUGAGUGUGUAAUGGUCCACUUCUUUGAUGUCACCUGUACUCUGAGUGUAACACCAUGGUGUCUACGCUGAGUGGUUUGCAUUGCAGAGCACAGCAGCUCAGGAGCGGCAGAGUGCCCGCUGGACAGCCAGGGAAAUACUGUGGUUUGAUAUCUGGGGCUUGCUUGACUUUGUCAACAGCUCUUUGUUGCACCUACCUUUGCUUUGUCAAAUGUAAAUCAGAUAAUAAACAUAAUAAACAUGUGUAUCUUAAAUUUU